Messenger RNA from Exserohilum turcica Et28A, 1119 nucleotides. RefSeq lists its product as uncharacterized. Gene Ontology annotation, molecular function: oxidoreductase activity, acting on NAD(P)H. Lineage: Eukaryota; Fungi; Ascomycota; Dothideomycetes; Pleosporales; Pleosporaceae. The coding region runs from base 1 to 1119 and encodes 372 amino acids. The transcript has a single exon. The record is from RefSeq and is a predicted model, not a curated record.
AUGGUUUCCAUAGUUUCCUCAGCUCUCCCAGCCACUCAGAAGGCACUCAAAGUGCAGGAACGGAACCAAGUCAAACUUGAGAAGAAUGCGGUUUUACCUACAGUGGGCCCCUCCGAGGUGCUUAUACAGGUCGUUUUUGUCAGUAUUAACCCGGUCGACGGCAAGUCUGUUGACAUGCAACCUACACCUGGGGCCACGUGCGGCACAGAUUUUUCCGGCGUUAUAGUAGCUCUCGGGGCUGCCGUCAGCACCAAUCAGUGGCAGAUUGGCGACCGCGUCAUGGGCGGCAUAUUUGGCAAUAACCCUCUCCGACUGGAAAAUGGCGCAUUCGCCGAGUAUGCAGCAUGCCCCACCCAGCUCCUCUGGCGUAUUCCUUGCUCCGUUGACUUUGCAACUGCAGCUUCGCUGCCGGCGGCUAUGGCAACCGUAGGUUUGGCCUUGUUUCUUCACCUGGGGAUCCCCAUGCCGGAAGUGGCAACGGCCAAGCUUCCGCCGACUACUACAACCAAUAAGCAAUCUGAACCGACGUAUGUGCUAGUCUACGGCGGUGGAACUGCCACCGGCGCUAUAGCAAUACAGGUGUUAAGACUGUUAGGUCUGACGCCCAUAACCGCAUGCUCUAAGGCAUGGGCGCCCCGGGCUCUCGCGUUAGGUGCAGUUGCCAGUUUCGACUAUCAAUCACCUACUUGCGGCGCCGAAAUUCUUCAACACACGUCGGGGUCGUUGGGUCUAGUGCUCGACUGCAUCACCGACUCAGCAUCCAUGGAUAUUUGCUACAAGGCUAUAGGCCCCGACGGCGGCCGCUAUGUGGGGCUAGAUCCUUUGCCGCUCUGUGGACACACCCGCCGUAGUGUCAAGCCAGACUGGGUGUGCGGGUACACGCAGUUUGGCCACCGAAUUGAUUGGGCGCCGCCAUAUGACUUGGACGAACGUCCAGAAAACCGUGCCUGCGCCGAGGCAUGGUAUGUCUUGGCCCAGCACCUGCUUGAUGAAGGUUCGAUUAAGCCACAUCCUAUCGAGUUGCAACAUGGCGGUCUUGAUGCUGUGGGCGAGGCCAUGGACCGAGUGUGCAAGGGGCAGAUCAAAGGCAAGAAGCUGGUUUGCCAGGUUUCUAGCUAG